Ornithorhynchus anatinus (platypus) is the source of this 5604-nucleotide messenger RNA. RefSeq names its product Rho guanine nucleotide exchange factor 38 (gene ARHGEF38). Gene Ontology annotation, molecular function: guanyl-nucleotide exchange factor activity; protein binding. The transcript has 15 exons. NCBI's taxonomy places the organism in Eukaryota, Metazoa, Chordata, Mammalia, Monotremata, Ornithorhynchidae. Bases 368 to 2710 code for a protein of 780 amino acids. Gene Ontology annotation, cellular component: cytoplasm. The record is from RefSeq and is a predicted model, not a curated record.
ACCUCUGCUCUUCACCCCCCUCCUCCUUUAUUUUCUCCUCAUCGUUCAGAGAUGAUAUGAAUUCCCUUGAAACUUCAAAAAUUGAAAGAAAAAUGGUGUCAAACUAAGAGUGAAAGAGAGAUGGAGUGAAAGGUCUAGGCACCUCCAUUUCUCCACCCAUUUCCUUUUCCUCACCUUUUUGUUCCGGCUGCAUUUCUAGCCUUUUGCCCUCCUCCCAGUUCCCGAGAGAGAGAGAGAGAGAGAGAGAGAGAGAGAGAGGAAGAGCCUCUUCCUGUCUGUGUCUGCCUGUGCUUUGUUUUCAUCCUCUGUCCUGAAGAAAGGUCAUUUUUCAGCAUUCAAGAGUGGUCAAUGGUGGCCUUUGCUCCAAAUGGAGCCCAAAGAAAGCCCCGGAAAGGAAAGCUUGGGACCCAAGAAGAAGAAUCUGACCUUCUUGAGACACAAGCUGUACAUGCUGGAGAGGAGGAAGACGGACACGGUUUUGGAGAACGGUGCUUCCACGGACCUCAGUAACUCUGGCACCUUGAGGAGGAGCCAGUCGGACAGAACUGAAUACAACCAGAAAUUACAAGAGAAGAUGACACCUCAAAAUGGACCCUCUGCCCCUGCAACUCUGACCCAUGAAGAGCAGGAGCAGCAGAUAAGGAAGAUGAUGGCAAAGAGGUCAAAAAUCAUCAAGGAGCUGAUCCAGACAGAAAAGGACUACCUCAAUGACUUGGAGCUCUGCAUUAGGGAAGUGGUUCAGCCUCUGAGAAGCAAACAGAUUGAUAGGUUUGACGUGGAUGGCUUGUUUAGCAACAUUGAAUCGGUGCGUCAGGUAUCAGCCAAGCUGCUGUCAAUGUUGGAAAACGCUACGACAGACGUGGAACCAGCCAUGCAAGUAAUAGGGGAAGUCUUCUUGCAGAUUAGAGGACAGCUGGAAGACAUCUAUAAAACCUACUGUUAUCAACACGAUGAAGCACACACAGUGCUAGAGUCCUAUGAAAAGGAGGAAGAACUGAAGCAACACUUGAGAUACUGUGUACAAUCCUUAAAGAAAAUAUACAUGGAAGAAGGCAAACCAAACCUAUUGGACAUGGGAUCUCUGAUGAUCAAACCAAUUCAAAGGGUGAUGAAAUACCCCUUACUUCUGUGUGAGCUCCGAAAUUCUACUCCUCCCUCUCACCCAGACUACAGAGCACUGGAAGAAGCCUUUGCCGCCGUGAAAGACAUCAACGUGAACAUUAAUGAACUUAAGAGGAGGAAGGACUUGGUUCUGAAAUACAAGAAGAAUGAUGAAGAUGAAUCCCUCAAAGAGAAGUUUUCCAAACUGAACAUUCACUCAAUUAGCAAGAAAUCCAAACGGGUGACUAAUCAUCUGAAGAUUUUAACCAGAGGAGAGUCCCAGGUGAAAGACUGCACCUUCAACAGGGAGGAAAAGUUAUUUAGGCAUUUAGAAAAGACAGUGCGGGGUUGCGUGAAGAAUAUUUCCUUCUGUCUUCAACACAUGAAGGAUGCUGUAUCUCUCGCUGCACAGAACGUGUCAGAGCUACGGGAUAUUGCCCACGACCGAGACGACCAGGGCUACUUGGACCUCUUGAGUAAUGUCCCAAAUCCCUGGGAAGACUUUGUGGACCGAUUUCACAGGCAGGUGGUGACCCCGCUGUCCGCGCUGCAGGCCUUGUUCGCGGGGCCCCAGAAGCUCAUCCAGAAGCGCUACGACAAGCUGCUCGACUACAACAGCUACCGGCAGAGGUCGGCCGGGGCCGAGUCGGACCCGGCCAAGCGGGACUACGAGGCCCUCAACGCUCAGCUGGUGGAGGAGCUUCAGGUGUUCAACCGGGCCUCUCGGCAGAUCCUGAUCAACCGCCUGGCCUGCUUCAUCACUCUGCUCAGGGACCUGACGCUUCUCCUGCUACGGCCCUAUCCCGCCCCCGGCCUCCUCCCAGGACAGUUGAUCUCCGGCAUCUGUGAUGCUCAGCAUCGGGUGAUGGAAGAGAUUCACGAGCUGAGUUUUGUCAAAGACAAUAGCGCCACCUUCAUCGAGAGGAAGCUGAGUUUUGAAAAGAAGAAACCUGGGCCCUCCUUGCCUGAAAUUCCACGCCAGACGGACAGCCACCGCGGCCAGCUGCUGACCAGCUACAGUCCCGAGGGGCUGUUCCAGGCCAAGCGUAAGUGCAACGCCUCCCAGGACCUCGACAUCGACCUCCUGGAAGGGGACCUGGUGGCUGUGGUGGAGAAGAAGGAUCCCUUGGGAAGUACCUGCCGGUGGCUGGUGGAUACAGGAAUCACGAGAGGCUACGUGUACUCCUCCUUUCUGAAGCCCUACAAUCCAACCAAGGUGCCGCAGGCGCAGGCCGAGAGCCGCUUCUCAGAUGACGACUUCGACGACCUCAGCCUCUUCGUGUCUUCGCGGCCGGCCGGGGACAGCGCCGCCCGGACCCCGGAAGGCAGCGCGAGCGAGAACGGCUCGUCCCUGAGCGGCCUCUCCGGAAAGUCGGGGACCGACGGGACGGACGCGGAGGGCGAGCAGGGAGCGGAUGACCAGAUUUUCUACGCCGUCCAUGCGUUCCAAGCCCGGAGUGACCAGGAACUCAGCUUGCAGGAGUACCAACGAGUUCACAUCCUGAGUUUUUGCGACUUGAGCGGUAAUAAGGAGUGGUGGUUGGCAGAAGCUCAAGGACGGACAGGAUAUGUGCCGGCUAACUACCUGGGGAAGAUGACAUACGCUUAAACCGGACAGGCGCCUGGGGGCCCGGGAUUUGUGAAGAAGUGCCUUAUGCUUGCGAUAAUUAUUUUUCCACCAAGGAAGAUGAUUCCUCUCCCCCGCAGCUUACGGGUAAGACACGUGCCAGGGAGAUGGAACCGCCAAGUCCCCGCUCCCGAGCUGCGGAGACUGUUGUCUUGCCAGGUGUCGGGGAGUAACACGCUUCCCGGCGCGAUUAUUUAAUGAAUGCCUUUCAGGGUGCGCUGCGCUGGAGACUGAGUCAAAAAUCAGUGCAAAAAAAGGAACCUCCCAACCAACCAACUUCAUUAAUGAAACGUAAGGUUUAAGUUUGAAUCCCUUUGGAAUAGCCACCUGUAGAAAACAAAGACAGUAAAAUAUAGUUGCCAGGAGCACUGUAUUUUACACAAGGAUGGAUGUAUCCUUACGCUGACUGAGCGCCGUAUUUUUCAAUACCAGCCUCUACUUGCUUCCAUUUUUACAUUUCUCAACCCCUGAAGUUUUAGGGCCCAGAUUUAUUCCCUGAUGAGAUUAGAGGGGGAUUUUUUUUUCGUGGACGUUGAGGCCCGUGAGAGGGGAAUUCAUAAAGACACGAGGAAGGUUUAGGUAGUUUUUUAGAUUAACAAAAGAGUCUAUUACCGAGAUUCAAGGACGUGCUUUUAAAUUUAAAUCAUUUUAAAACACAAAUGACUUUUAAAACUAGAGUUUUGAAUCAAUCCGUCAGUGGUAUUUAUUGAGCGCUUACUGUGUGCAGAGAACUGUAAUAGACGCCUGAGAGAGAAGAAUACAGCAGAGUUGGUCGAUCCGUAAAAUAGGUAGUCCAUUAUGAAGAAUUCUCCCAUUUGAGAUUUGAAAAAUUUGGAUAAGAAAUAGGGAUCAUAUAUGCCCUAUCAUCCACCUGGAAAGAAUCGGUUUCUGGGCUUUCGGUUACGGCAGACCUUGAAGACCUGUAAAACGGUGGAUCAGCUUGAGGCUUUGGACCGAAUAUUCGAACCGCUCCGUCCUUCCCGGGUAUGAACUGUGGUUACGUGAUCACUCGUUCAAUCAAAUGCGAUGUAUCACUUGCCGUCCGCUCUUGUCCUUUUUAAAAAACACAGAUGAGAAAGAACGUCGCUAAUAGGUUAUGAGGGGGUCAAAUCUGGAAUACCUCUUGUCAGAAAAUCAUUCCGUUGAAUGUUUCCUGAGGAUUGUAAUGUACCGGUGUUCCUUAUGUAGAUGCAGCGUGUUAAAGGCUUAAGGGAAAUAGCCCAAACAACAAAAAACAUAAAUGAGGUUUCGGACAAAUAACAGUGCUGAGUCACCGUGUGUGGCCCGGACAGUCUUGGAAUUCUAACAUUUGGACUUGAAUUCUCGUCUCAUUCUGUGUGCACGAGAUCAACGUAUCAAUUUUGAAAUGAGGCUCUUGCAGAAGGCGGGUUCGUGGAGAAAGAGUCUAGUCUCCUUUACCCCUUCCAUGGUUUGUCACGUUGAAUCUGUGUUCCUAUUAGCCAUAAUCCUAGAACUGCAGGAUAUCUGCCAUCUGAGGCUUCCCUGCUGGCUGGAAUACAUAUUUAACAGUCCACGUUCGGUCCGCAGACAUUGCACGGGGGGCAAACAUGACAGUAGGCGGAAAAAUGACGAUAAAGCCGGAUGAACCUAUCCUACCUGUUCUCGGGGCUCUGACGGAACGAGACUUGUUUUCGAGCUAACAGAAAGGGCUGGAUAACUGGACUUUUUUAUCGCAAUUCAGAACUGACACUUGAAAACACCACACUGGGGUUCCUGCUCAUAAGGCAGGAGGAGAUUGGUGAGAUUGGUGCUGACUCCCCUGCGCUGGCAUUACCUUCUUCCUCUCACUCCACGCCACCCUGGGCCCGGGGAACGGUCAGGCCAGCAAAAGAGUCAGAGAGAGGGCGGGGCUGGGUGAGGGAGGAAGCUUGAAAUGGCAGACACUAGUUCUUGCCGAGGGUCCUGGGUCAGGCUUAAAAGUUGGGGCGAGGUCACGGGCCCCCCUCACGAUCAGCCGCCAUUCACAUUAGUCUUUCGCCCCAUACAAAUUGGAACAAAUCUACUAUUUUCUGCCAAAGAUCUCUUUCAAAAAACCAUGCUUACCUAUGAAAGAAUAGUCCAUUUUCUGCUAAACGCUGUGGUUUUAAGGUUAAUGGAGAGAGAGCCACCCUAUUGGUUGAAGUCACUCCCGUGGUCUCUUCCUGAUUUAGGACGAAGCCACUUAACUACCGGUUUCCUCCUCUCGUAACGGCAAGACGGGGUUUGAUUAAAAAAAACAGAUUCACGUUAUUAAUAUAUUUCCUCUGCCAGUUAACAGAAUCUUCAUUUUUAUAUGGAACGCUCAAUUUUCCCCUUACAAGCCUUUUCAAAAAACAAGAUGAAUCGAUCCUUCAUUCGGUUAAUGUCGGACAUCUUCUGCUUGGCUCCGAAGAGGGAAAUUAUUCCUGGUAUUUGGAAGUAGACAAACCUUAUGGUAAAAGAAUGAAGGCUAAGUUUUGUUCCGUACUUGACCGACAUGGUUGUGGAAACAGUUUGGCUUUCUAAUGCCAGUUGAUCCCUUUUCUUUGCGCUUUAAUGGCUCCCCUUUCCGCAGACUGCAGCGUCCAGCCGAGAUCCUCUGAACUGGGUGUACUUGCCAAGAAUGAGGCAAUUCAUGGACUUGCUAGUUUUUUUUUUUUUUUUUACAGCCAAUAAAUAAAACCUGCGUCUGCUCGAAACUUGAUUUAGUGUUUAUACUUCGUAACCAUAAUGGUCGUGAGACCAUCGUGAGGAAUUCUGCGUUUGCGAAAAAGAUAUUGAGGAUAAAACAAAUGACGGUUACGGGACAAGUGUUUUAAAGGCAGAUUUUUUUUUCCAGUGAUGCAAAAUGAUUAUUCAUCUCCUUUGAUUUGGAGAGAAAAAUCAAAAUGGUUUAA